AGUGAACGACACGACACACAGCGACACAGAGCAACUGCACACUUCAGCCGCAGGCACUGGAUGCGUUAUUACACUUUCUAGAUAUUUCAUCCAAUAGCUAUUUAAUAGCUAUUUAUUGUUGUUGUUUUUAUAUAUAUUGCUUGUGUAGUUAAAUAGAGCUCAGCUGAUUUCAUAUUCGUGGAUUCCUGAUUCCUCAAAUGGAUGUUCCUCCAGAGAUCAGUGUUUUUAUUCUGUCUCUGACAGCACCUUUUAUUCUCUACACAAUCAACCAUGUGUCCUUCCUACAAGAUCCACAGGUUAUACUGGCAAUAGGCAUUAUGGUUCUUACAACAAUAUUCCUCCUGGCAAACCUCAGCGUCAAGAGUAAAAAAUCCACCGACCCGCUCUUCUACGUGUUUGCUGUGUUUUCCUUCACCUCUGUUGUCAGUAUCACCAAUGCACUGCAGCACCACGGAUUUAUCAAGGGCUUCAUGGACUUUUAUAUAAGCAAGGUGGAGCCGUACCUGAACACAGCCCACGGCAUCAUGAUGAGCUACUGGGACGGAGUCCUUCACUACGGUCUGCUCCUCAUCAUGGUCCACCGCAUGACUGCAGGCAAGCCGUUUCGCAGUUUGGCUCUCGUAUGGGCCGGAUCCAUGAUCGCCAGUCAGAUCGUCUUAAUCACAGGCGUUGUAGUAGGUAAAUAUGGAAAAAACCUCCUCCCUGCUUUCUGGCGAAAUGCCCCUUCUCUGGUUUUACCCAUAUGGGUGGUGGCAAAGUUUUUCAACAGGCCGAGAGAGCCGUCAAUCAUUCCUGCUGACAAGGUGGAGGUGGAGCAGAAGAAAACGCUGCUGUCUCGUCCCACAGACCUGCUGCUCACGCUGGGCCUCAUGGGAAGCAUCAUCUUCACUGCGUUCAGAGGCUUUGUUGUUCUUGAAUGUUCUCUGGAUUUUUGUUUUACCUACAUCUUCCAGUACGAGCCGUACAUGAAAGACAGCGUCGGCUUUCCAAAAGUCACAAUGCUGGUGUUCCUCUUUUAUGUUUUGCCGCUCCUGACGGCGUGUGUUUAUGGGCUUCACGCUCCCGGAUGCACAUGGAUGUUGGACUGGACUCUGGUUCUUGCAGGAGCUGUAGCUCAGAUGCAGUGGACUCACCUGGGCGCGUCUGUUCACUCGCGCACACCGUUCACCUACAGGAUCCCCAAAGACGAGUGGAGGCAGGUGGUCACGCUGAACCUGCUGUACACAGCCGUGCCCGUCCUCCUCGCCGUCCGCUGCUACAUGGACCAAACCUUCUUCAUGAAGAGCGUUCCUCAGGAGCAGGCCAGCAACGGCAAGAAGAAGAAUUAAAACCAUCAGCAUUCACACGCAAGAACAUGCAUGCGUCCUCUUUACAGGAGAGAGACUCCGCUGUCAGCUGAAACCACCAGAGAUUAUUUGUAAAAGCAUCAAUAUAUCAGUGACUAUAUCUGUAUCUGCCAAUAUUAGUGGUUUUGAAAUGUCCAGCAAAGCCUUUCUGUCUGAUUAGGCUGACGUUUCGCUAACGUUCCCAUCAAGUUCAAACGUUCAAAACGUCCAGUUAAAAAUGUUACGUUAAUGGAACAUUCCAUUGUAUCACUUUGCAACAUUAAGGAAAUGUUACUUUUGAAUGUUCUAUGAAAAUAUAAUAU
Sinocyclocheilus anshuiensis is the source of this 1648-nucleotide messenger RNA. RefSeq names its product transmembrane 6 superfamily member 2-like. Lineage: Eukaryota; Metazoa; Chordata; Actinopteri; Cypriniformes; Cyprinidae. Gene Ontology annotation, biological process: regulation of lipid metabolic process; lipid homeostasis. The coding region runs from base 198 to 1328 and encodes 376 amino acids. The transcript is spliced from 10 exons. Gene Ontology annotation, cellular component: endoplasmic reticulum membrane; endoplasmic reticulum-Golgi intermediate compartment membrane. The record is from RefSeq and is a predicted model, not a curated record.